CUCAUUCUCUCUCUACAGCCAGAAGAAGUAGGUGAAAAGCAAGGCCAAACUCUCCUCUCUCACAUUACCUUAUUACUUCGACAACUACUGUCAGUACCUAAUCCUUAUUCAAAUACCAUUAACGUUAAUCUCCUUCCUUCUUCUUGAAUCUCUCCCUCAAACUAACUAUCAAUUCAUUAUUUUAUUAUUUAUUUACUCCUUGAUUGCGGUUGUUUAAAGUUACCUUGUUGUUUUUCUUACCGUUUGCUGCUUCUUUACUGUUUCGUAUCGAAUCAAAUCCUAAGGCUCCUCGCCGAAGUCUCUGUUAAUAUUUCUCUUGCGUUUACUGGUUCUGUUCGCAGUUCAGAUCUUGUUCUGAUAAUUUCUUUUGCUUUGAUCGUCGAUCUACUGGUUUUGGAUGAGUUAAGUCAAUGGUGAUAGUGGCGGAUUCGAUUUGGUUUGGUUGAGGAUUUUUGGCUGUUUUUGGUGGAAUGUGAUGUUUGUGUUUUGGAAAUGUCGGCAUCUUUAGCGCCUUUCGAGCGGCCGCGGCCCGGAGGGUCUAAUACGGUUUUCAAGAGCGGUCCACUUUUCAUAUCUUCGAAAGGAAUAGGUUGGAAGUCUUGGAAGAAGCGGUGGUUUAUUCUGACACGCACUUCCUUGAUUUUCUUUAAAAAUGAUCCGAGUGCACUACCGCAAAGAGGUGGUGAAGUAAAUCUGACAUUGGGAGGAAUAGACUUGAACAACUCAGGGAGUGUUGUUGUUAGAGAAGAUAAGAAAUUGUUGACUGUAUUGUUUCCUGAUGGACGUGAUGGUCGAGCUUUUACCCUUAAGGCUGAGACAGUUGAGGAUUUGUGUGAGUGGAAGAUAGCUCUAGAACAUGCCCUUGCACAAGCGCCAAGUGCUGCUCUUGUUAUAGGACACAAUGGGAUUUUUCGGAAUGACACAAAUGAUGUAAUCGAAGGCCCUUUUCACCAAUGGAGGGACAAGCGUCCAAUUAAAUCUUUGGUUGUUGGAAGACCAAUUUUGCUUGCUCUUGAAGAUAUUGAUGGAAGUCCAUCAUUUCUUGAGAAAGCUCUUCGAUUUCUUGAGAAAUUCGGAACUAAAGUGGAAGGAAUUUUACGUCAAGCAGCAGAUGUUGAGGAGGUAGACCACAGAGUUCAAGAGUACGAACAGGGAAAGACUGAAUUUGGUCCUAAUGAGGAUGCACAUGUUGUUGGUGACUGUGUUAAGCAUGUCCUCAGGGAGCUUCCUUCCUCUCCGGUUCCAGCAACUUGCUGCACUGCAUUGCUGGAGGCUUACAAAAUUGAUCAGAAAGAAGCUCGGAUAAGCGCAAUGCGCUCUGCAAUUUUGGAGAAUUUUCCAGAGCCAAAUCGGCGUUUAUUACAAAGAAUUUUGAAGAUGAUGCAUACAAUUGCUUCACAUGCUCAUGAAAAUCGAAUGACUGCAUCUGCUGUUGCUGCUUGCAUGGCACCCUUACUUUUACGCCCCCUAUUAGCUGGUGAAUGUGAAUUGGAAGAUGACUUUGACAUCAAUGGUGACAACUCUGCUCAGCUUCUUGCCGCUGCAAAUGCUGCUAAUAAUGCUCAAGCCAUCAUUACAACUCUUUUGGAGGAUUAUGAGAAUAUUUUUGAUGAUGAAAGUUUACACAGAUACUCUAUCUCAGCUGAUUCUCGGAAUGACAACAGUGGUAGUGAAGAUUCAAGUGAUGAAGAAAAUGUUGCUAUAAAAGAUAAUGGCUACCAUGAUGCAGAAAAUGAAGUUGAUCCAGAAACUGAUGAUGAUCGUGAACAUGCACUUAGUGGAAAAUUAAGUGAAAGUAGUGGCUAUGCUGGCAGCGAUCUGUAUGACUACAAGGCAUUUGGUGGUGAUGGGUCUGAUGGAGCAUCCCCAAGAUACAAUACUGCUCUAGCUGAUAACCCUAAUCCGCCAGUUGAUUCUCCACAGAUCAGGGAUCCUACUUUUCAGAUGAUUGAUCAAGGUACACCAAAGAAAGGGACUGAAAAUUCAAUAACAGAGAUUGAGGCUUCAGAUGUCUUACCUGCGGUUGAAUCUUACCGUUCAAUGGAUGAGAUUCUCUCUUCAAUGGAUCCUGGGCACCCACUUUCUGCAUCAGGAAUUGACUCAUCUGGUGAGAAGCCAGUUAGUAAAGUUACAAGCUCCAAUCUCGGUACAAAGCGGUCUGCAUUUUGGGGGAGAAGCAAUGCCAGAAAGACGCCUUCAAUGGAAUCUGUUUAUUCUUCUGGAGAAGAAGAGUUUGCCAUUCAGAGGCUGGAGAUCACAAAGAAUGACUUGCGACAUCGGAUUGCAAAGGAGGCCAGAGGAAAUGCUAUUUUACAAGCUAGCCUGGAGAGAAGGAAGCAGGCUUUGCAUGAGCGACGCUUGGCUCUUGAGCAAGAUGUGUCAAGAUUGCAAGAGCAGCUACAAGCUGAAAGAGAUCUUAGAGCUGCAUUAGAAGUUGGUUUGAGCAUGUCUGCUGGACAGUUCUCGAGCUCACACAGCAUGGAUUCUAAAACAAGGGCUGAGCUAGAGGAAAUUGCUCUUGCUGAGGCAGAUGUGGCUAGGUUGAAGCAGAAAGUUGCAGAACUCCAUCGUCAACUUAAUCAGCAAAGGCAACAUCAUUAUGGAUCACUCUCUGAUGCAUGUGACCGUUACCAAAAUGUCCAAAGCCAUAAUUCUCAGCGGAGGUUUCUUCCACAAGAUUUUGAUACUACCCUUGCUUUUGUUAAUCAUGAACGGAAACAAAAAACAGAGGAGAAUUUGUUGGGGUCAGAUUGGAAAAAUGUUAAAGGACAAGCAUCAACAACCGGGAGUGGCAGCAAAUUGCCUUCACGGAAGCAAUUCAUGGAGUCAACCAGCUUGAGUGAAUCUAGAAGUACCGAGGCAUCCACUGCUGUGUCACUAGAUGAUCUUGUCGUUGAUUCUGCAUUCGUUCCUUCCACUUCAAGAGCAGUAGAGACAAUUGAUUAUGCAAGGCAUCCAUCAACGGCAUCUUCUACUUUGGUAGAAUUAACCACUCGUCUCGAUUUUUUCAAGGAAAGACGAUCUCAACUAAUGGAACAACUCCACAACCUUGAUCUAAAUUAUGGCACAACAUCUUCUCAAGAUUUCAUUUAUCGACCAUCUUCUCCACCAUGGAAUUAGCCAAAGGUGAUGACUCAAGAAGAAGAAUGUCAAUCGCUUUGUUGUAAAUCCUUCCAUAUUACGUAUAGUUGUUUCUCUAUGUAGAUCUGCAUACUCGAAUUAUUGUUGAUUUUCAUUUAAAGUUUAUUAUUAGGUAGCGAAAAUGAGAUUUGGUUACUAAAAUUAUUGACCUGUUUUUUUAGCUCCUUUUUGGUAUGUAAUUUCUUGGGUCAUUGUAAACAAAGCAAAAUGUCAUGUUGUGUAUUUUGUUAAUAGUAAACUGGGGGAAUCAGCGACCCAAAGAUGUAACAUUUUUUAGUCUCGCCACAAUAAUUUGUUUUAUGUAGAUCUACAGGAUUCAAAGUGUGUGUUUGAAGGUAGUUUCAUUGAUUUGAUGUCGUCUCCAAUGAAACGGACACUUUCAAAGUUGAUUUCUGACA
Molecule: messenger RNA, 3539 nt
Organism: Mangifera indica (mango)
Lineage: Eukaryota; Viridiplantae; Streptophyta; Magnoliopsida; Sapindales; Anacardiaceae
Product: rho GTPase-activating protein 7-like
Exons: 22
Coding region: 493-3120 (875 amino acids)
Biological process (GO): signal transduction
Source: RefSeq, a predicted model, not a curated record